Molecule: messenger RNA, 447 nt
Organism: Acanthisitta chloris (rifleman)
Lineage: Eukaryota; Metazoa; Chordata; Aves; Passeriformes; Acanthisittidae
Gene: PAM16
Product: presequence translocase-associated motor 16 homolog (S. cerevisiae)
Exons: 4
Biological process (GO): protein import into mitochondrial matrix
Cellular component (GO): TIM23 mitochondrial import inner membrane translocase complex
Source: RefSeq, a predicted model, not a curated record
GCCAAGUACCUGGCACAGAUCAUCCUGGUGGGGGCCCAGGUGGUGGGACGUGCCUUCAUGCGGGCGCUGCGCCAGGAGUUCGCAGCGAGCCGAGCGGCGGCCGAUGCGCGAGGGCGUUCCGAGAGGCCACAGUCUGCUGCCGCCUCCAGGAUCAUCGGCAUCAGCCUCCAGGAAGCUCAGCAGAUCCUCAAUGUCUCCAGCCUCAACCCCGAGGAGAUCCAGAAGAACUACGACCACUUGUUCAAGGUGAACGACAAGUCGGUGGGAGGCUCCUUCUACCUGCAGUCCAAGGUGGUGAGAGCCAAGGAGCGGCUGGACGAGGAGCUCCGCAUCCAGGCCAAGGGCAACAAGGAGAAGGGGCAGAAAGCCGAGACGUGACUCCUGCUAUCCCUGUCCCCUGUCCCUCACCCUUAACUUAUAGGCUGCCAAUAAAUACCAUGUCCUCCA